Molecule: messenger RNA, 1794 nt
Organism: Solea senegalensis (Senegalese sole)
Lineage: Eukaryota; Metazoa; Chordata; Actinopteri; Pleuronectiformes; Soleidae
Product: cytochrome b5
Exons: 5
Coding region: 285-755 (156 amino acids)
Cellular component (GO): membrane; intracellular membrane-bounded organelle
Molecular function (GO): heme binding
Source: RefSeq, a predicted model, not a curated record
UUGAUAACGCACACGCCAUUGGUUAGUUUGACAUGUCGGCUGAUGUACCGGUUCGAGUGGUUUUACGCCGUUACUUAUUUUGUAACAUAACCGCGUAGAGCACUUCUGUGGCGUGUUAAUUGCAGCGUUAUUAUCUGGAGUGCUGCUCUUUUGCCGCCGCUAGCUUCGUUCGAACACAUCGGAAACCGAUCUCUUGGCAGCUAGCAUAAUAGCUGCCGUGGCUAACAGAAGCUAACUGUAGCUAGCUGCUCCGUCUUGACAGGUCUGCUCGCGUUAUCGUCACAAUGGGUGAGGAAAUUGACGACAACAACAUUAACACAUCCAUCGGGUCCGCCAUUAACGCCAACGUUGAGGGGAGCAGUGAAACCAUAGAGAGUGAUGUCAAAUAUUACACGUUAGACGAAAUACGAGUGCACAACAUGUGCAAAGACGCGUGGCUCAUCGUCCACGACAAAGUGUACGACAUCACAAGUUUCCUUGAAGAGCAUCCGGGAGGAGAGGAGGUUUUGCUGGAGCAGGCCGGUGCAGACGCCACAGAAAGCUUUGAGGACGUAGGUCAUUCCACAGAUGCACGGGAGAUGCUCCUGCAGUACUACAUCGGAGAGCUUCAUAUGGAUGACAGGACAAAGAACAAUACAAAGCAGGAGGUAGAUAUGACAGAUCCAGAGUCCGGCACCUCGUGGACCACCUGGUUGAUACCUGCCAUCGCUGCAGCGGUUGUUGGUAUCAUGUAUCGCUACUACGUGUCCUCCUGAGCGCUGCUGUUCUCUUUUUCAUCUGAUUAUUUUUCAUCUGGAGGACUUGAAAUGUUUGACCAAAACCUCCUCACACUAAAUGCAUAAAAUAAAAAUAAAAAAGUGUCUGCAUCAUGUGCGACUACAUAUGCAGGGACACACUUUGAUAAAAUAGAAAGUGUGUAUCAUACAGGCAGUUGGUCAGAGAGUGAUGAAUUGUCUUCUCACUUUCUCUGUAUUUCAUUGUCUCUAUGCAUGUUGUCAUUACUGUUAACAUAUUUUCUUUCAUAUGCAUUGGAUAUGAUUAACAAAGACCAGUCUACUAUAUACACUGAAUUAUUACACCGUAUGCAUUUUCAUCGGCUUCAAUAAAGUGAGAAGAAUAAAAGCUAUUGAAGCUCACUCCAUCCACUCCUUAGUUCACAAAUGCUUCAUCACAUUUAUCAUUUGGUUGUAAAUGCAAAACCUCUCCAAUUAUGUCAAUGUAACGUCAAACCGUUGUUUCUUCUUAACAAUAGUUUCAAUUCAAUUAAAAGUGAUUAUUUUACAUUGAAUAACUUUCUCUGACUAAAACUUGUUUCUAGGAAUUUGUAAGCAUUCAAAAUACAUAAUCCAUAGAUAUAAAUGAAUCUAAUAAAAUGUUAUUAUACAGAUAUAUUAGCAUGUAGUCAGUACCCUUGACUGAGGAAAAUUAUUUAUUUGAUUGUCCUGUUUUAAAGUUUCGUCACUUUCUACUAUUCGGCUGAUGUUUUUCUAUAACUGUCUUUAUUUUGCUUCUACAUCGAGUGUUUGGGUGAAUUAUGCUGAAUGAAGACUUGCUGUCUUUUCUUUUUUAGCCUUUCCAGAUGUUCUUAAUUCACACAGAUGUACGUUUUCAAGUCACUGUUGGUUACUGCACAUAUCUAACAUAUAUUUUAGUUAUUCAGCCUUUUAAAAAAACAACUUUUUCAACAUUGAAUAUGUUUUGCAUAGCACUUCUGAAUCUCUGUCAUUUCAUCUUGUAAUCUCUGCCAUUGUCUGUCCUUGAAUGUUUUGAAUAAAAUCAAUAUUUCAAAUGCAA